Messenger RNA from Bombina bombina (fire-bellied toad), 1993 nucleotides. RefSeq names its product gastrula zinc finger protein XlCGF66.1-like. Bases 1520 to 1993 code for a protein of 157 amino acids. The record is from RefSeq and is a predicted model, not a curated record. Lineage: Eukaryota; Metazoa; Chordata; Amphibia; Anura; Bombinatoridae. Gene Ontology annotation, biological process: regulation of DNA-templated transcription. The transcript is spliced from 6 exons.
AGACAGAGGAGGGCUGAGAGUCUGUACAGGGGCUUAGAUGUGAGGGGGACUGAGGGUCUGUACAAGGGCUGAAGUGUGAGACAGGAGGGCUGAGAGUCUGUACAGGGGUUGAGGUAAGAAUCUAUAGAGGAGCUGGAGUAUGAGACAGAGGGGGCUGAGAGUCUGCACAGUGACUGGGGUGUGGGACAGAGGAGGACUGAGAACCUGUACAGGACUGGGCUGUGAGAGAGAGGGGUAUGAGAGACUUGUGCAGGGUAUGAGGUGCGGGACAUAGGGGGCUGAAAGCCUGUGCAAGGGAUGGGAUGUGAGAGAGAUGGGGUUGAGAGUCUGCACAGGGACUUGCGUGGGAGACAGAUGGGACUGAGAUCUUGUACAGGGGCUUAGGUGUGGGACAGAGGGAGUUGACAGCCUGUACAAGGGAUGGGAUGUGAGGAAGAGGGGGCUAAGAUUCUGCACAGGGACAGAGCUGUGAGAUAUAGAGGACUGAGAUCUUGUACAGGGGCUUAGGUGUGAGACAGAGAAGGACUGAGAACCAGUAUAGGACUGAGGUGUGAGGGAGAGGGUCUGAGAAUCUGUACAAGGGCUGGGAUGUGAGACAGAGGGGGGCUGAGAGCUGGUACAUGGACUGGGUGUGAGGGGGCUGAUACAAUGAGCAAGCUGUAUUUGAGGGAGUGAGGAAUUGAUGAAGUACAGUCUGUGUGUUAGGGUGAUGGGUACAAGUCUGACCUGUUUAUACUAAUUGUAUAUUUAUUACUAUAUGUGAUGGGGUCACAGGAAGUCAGUCUGCAUUGUUGCCCCAAACAGGAUGUGAUAUAACUGGGAAAAAGUUUGCUAAAAAAUAUCAGCCGGAUUACAAGUUUUGAGUGCUAAAGGGAAAUUAACGUCCACAACAUUUUCACCGUUAUUUCACUCCCCUAAAUCGCUGCUAUUACAAGUUCAGAAAAAAAACAGGCUUGUGCGGGAGAUAUGGAUGCGUUGAGCUCCAUACCGCACCGAAAUCAAGCGCUGCUUUGACAUGCUCGUGCACGAUUUCCCCAUUAGACAUAAAUGGGGAGAACCGGCAAAAAAAAAGCCUAACACCUGCGAUCGCGGAGCGAAAAGCUCCGUAACGCAGCCCCAUUGAUGUCUAUGGGGAAAAAAAAAGUAAUAUUUAAACCUGACAUAAACCCAGAGUCUAAACACCCCUAAUUUGCUGCCCCUAACAUCGCCGCCACCUACAUUAGUUAUUAACACAGGUAUAUAAUAUUAUAGAGUUAUUCCCAUUGCCUCGCACACAAACACCUCCCUGGUGCAUUAUACACAGAUAAAUAUUAUUAGGUUUCCUAUGCCUCACACACACCCUCCUUCCAGUACCUUAUCCGAGUAGCAGCUAGAUCCACUGCAGCUAAGGACCCUUGAAGUGAACGCACAGAAGUCACGUGACUGUAGUGACAUCAUCAGUCAUUCAGCCGGGACUGGAUCUAGCUGCUACCAGGUGUCACAUUUAUAGCAUCUAACUCAGUCACUGACAAAGAACAAGAUGAAGAAAUACAGGAAGCAGAUAGCAGAGCAGUUCCUGAGUCAGGCCCUGGGCAUCAUCUGCCUGCUGACCGGAGAGGAAUACACCAUUGUGAAGAAGAGGCCCUCCCACAGCAGCGUUCAACAGCUGAGCGGAGAGGUGCCUAUAAAGUGUGAUGAUGUUGCUGUGUAUUUCUCUAUGGAGGAGUGGGAGUAUAUAGAGGGACACAAGGAGCUUUACAAGGACGUCAUGAUGGAGACUCACCAAGCACUAAGGACUAAGGAGAUCCCAGGAAAUGAGAGCUCAGAACUAACAGGUCACAGAGAUAAAAAUCUAUACACAGGAGCACAUAGAGUACAGAAUAUUCAGCCAGUGGAGACCCCAUCAGACAUCUCUGCAGAACUAACAGGUCGCAGUGAUGAAAAUCUACACACAGGAGCACAUGGAGACCUUGUACAGAAUAUUCAGCCAUCUGAUGUCUCUGCAGGUGAGUGA